AUGGCCAGCAUGCGACGAAGCAGGUUGUCUGCUCACAACCUUCGGAUCCACACGGCUGCUUUCCCCAAGGUCGGUAUUCCAAACAUUGUUACAGAGAUGAUACUAACGUUGAUCACGCAGCAACCGUACUUUCCCAUCAACCGAAUCCGAGAGGAAAUGUCACGGCCGGACGACGAAGCCAACGAUGAUCGAACACCUCUCGACCACUUGGGGUUCUCGUUCGACGGAUUAUCGCCGCAAGACAUCGACAUGGAAGUUCGGCGGCAGGCGUCGAUGGACGCGUUGGGUUUGUACUCGGGCAAUGUCGCAUCGCUGUCCACACCGAUGGAUCGACUGAUUGCGCGACAAGAUCGAAGAGGGCCCGAAGAAAUGCAUGCCAGAACAAGAGAUGUUGAAACGCUGGACGCGAGUGAGCUGGCAUCGGAGCUGAGUGAGGACGCUCGGGCAGACGACGUGGUCAGCGUGGGUUCAUUCUUGGCGUCGUCGGACACGCUCUCCGUGUCGAGAGAACAUUUUGUGGAGUCGGCGAGGGAGCAGAAAGAGCAAGCAAAACGCAGCUGGAGGAGACUGAAGAUGAGACGACGGAAUACGACGGACAAGAUGAAGUCGACGAGGAGACCACACCAGGCUGCGCCAGCCGUGCAAGCGCCCAGAGGGUGA
Paraphaeosphaeria sporulosa is the source of this 660-nucleotide messenger RNA. RefSeq lists its product as uncharacterized. The record is from RefSeq and is a predicted model, not a curated record. The coding region runs from base 1 to 660 and encodes 219 amino acids. The transcript has a single exon. NCBI's taxonomy places the organism in Eukaryota, Fungi, Ascomycota, Dothideomycetes, Pleosporales, Didymosphaeriaceae.